AUGGACAUGAAUGUGGGCUGCUUAAUUUCUCAUCAGAUCUCUAUGAUCGCCCAGCACGACUCCUCUAGACUUGGGUUUCCAUCCUUAAUCAUUGCUUUAUGUAGAGCUAGAGGAGUCACUUAUGAUUCUAGGAUGCUGGAGAGUCUUCGUCCCACCAUUAAUUUGGCAUAUGUGAAGAAGAACUGUUGGAAUCUUGAUGAUCUAACAGUGACUUUCAGAGGGCCUCGCAAGGCCAAGGGGAAGAGGUCAGAGACUCUCCCAUCUUCUGAGAUUCCCUCAUCAGCAACUCCUUCCAUUAUAGCUCCAGCUUCUUCUACCCCAUCUCCAUCUGCUCCAGCUUCAUCUUUACCAACACCAGCUUCAGCUCCCACUCCUUUGCCAGUUCUUGCUGCAGUUUCUACAGGACUCUCCUCAUUCACCUCUAAGACUUUAUUUGCUAUGUUGCAGAGCCUGCACAAAGGCUAUAUCAUCAUCGUGCAGUGCCUACAGAGCUCAGUUUUGCAACCUAUGAUGAGCAUGGAGGAGUUCCUUAGCAAGAUGGCUUGGCCAGGAGUCCAGCCUUCUCCUUCGGGAGGAGGUGAGGCCUCCACAGCCCAAGAGCCUGUGCCAGAGGAGGACGAGCCCAUCCCUCCUGAGCCAUUUGUUUAUGAGACUGAUCCAGUUAGUGCUCAGGAGGAGGUAGCAUCACCAGCUCCAGUUCCUGUCUCUCCAGCACCCAUUACUGAUGAUUACCAUCCAUCUGCACCAGCAUUGGAGCAAGAGCAGCCCAUUCCAUAG
Messenger RNA from Glycine soja, 777 nucleotides. Its product is annotated as predicted GPI-anchored protein 58. The record is from RefSeq and is a predicted model, not a curated record. NCBI's taxonomy places the organism in Eukaryota, Viridiplantae, Streptophyta, Magnoliopsida, Fabales, Fabaceae. The coding region runs from base 1 to 777 and encodes 258 amino acids. The transcript has a single exon.